AUGGCUGGCCGGAAGUACGGUGUCGUAUUCGACGCGGGCUCGAGUGGAACUCGCGUUCAAGUUUAUUCCUGGCUCGAUCCCACCGCGGCACGCGCGAAGGCAGAUGAGGUUGCCUUGGCACAACUCCCCCGCGUGGAGAAAGGAGAUCGCAAGGGAAAGAAAUGGCAACUCAAAGUCCACCCCGGUAUUUCGACCUUCGCACAGAACCCAGCAGAGGUGGGGACACACCUCGCCCCGCUGCUCGAACACGCUCUCUCACUCAUCCCACCCUCCAAAAUCUCCGAAACGCCCAUCUUCCUACUCGCGACCGCGGGGAUGCGUUUAUUGACACCAGAGCAACAGUCCGCGAUCUUAGCCGAGACAUGCGCAUACACCCGCGCCCACACAUCCUUCCUCCUCCCCGACUGCUCCUCACACAUCCAAGUCAUCCCCGGCGAAGUCGAGGCACUCUACGGCUGGCUCACAAUCAACUACCUCCUCGAUACCCUUUCCACCCCCCCUACCCCUCAAAACCAACACCCAACCUAUGGGUUCUUGGAUAUGGGCGGCGCGAGCGCACAGAUUGCGUUUGCACCGAACGCGACGGAAGCGGAGAGGCAUGAUGAUGAUUUGUAUUUGGUGCGGUUGAGGACUGUGGGGGGAGUGGGGAGGGAGUGGAGGGUGUUUGUGAGUACGUGGUUGGGGUUUGGGGCGAACGAGGCGCGGAGACGGCAUCUUGAGGCUGUUGUUGGGUCGAGUAAGAAUAAGGGUGGGGGGACGUAUGCUGAUCCAUGUCUCCCGCCUGGUGCGCUUGACAUAGAGACAGUCAACGGGAACACGAUCACGUUGGAGGGCACGGGCCAAUUCGAGAAAUGCUUGAACAGUCUACAGUCACUAUUGGGCAAGGAUGCGCCGUGUCCGGAUUAUCCGUGCUUGUUCAACGGCGUCCACGCCCCUCUCAUCGAUUUCGAUAUCAACCAUUUCCUCGGCGUGUCAGAAUAUUGGCACGCAUCCGAAGAUAUCUUCGAUAUGGGCGGUGCGUACGAUUAUGUCACAUACUCCUCCCGCGUCCAAACAUUCUGCUCGAAACCCUGGACCGAGAUCCUCACCACUCUAACAGCAGGGGGAUAUGGGAAAAAAGUCGAUGAGGAGAGGUUGAAAGAGGCGUGUUUUAAAGCGGGAUGGAUGCUGGAGGUCUUACAUGACGGAAUUGGCGUACCACGUCUGCCCGUUGUCGAAGCGGGCCAUAACGGGACGAAAGAGCUCGAGGAGGCGGCGGAGGGGAAGGGGUGGAGUGCGGAUGCGUUUAGGAGUGUGGAUAAGAUUGAUGGGACGGAUGUUAGUUGGACGUUGGGGAGGAUGGUCUUGUACGCCUCUUCUCAGGUUUCGCUGAUUAGUAGUGUUGCUGGGAUGGUCGGGUUCGGACCUAAUAAACCCCACGCAGAAGCCUUGUUCCAACCGGGCGGGGAGUACCUCCCACUUCUUCCCGCAAGGGUUCAAGCGGGACUGUUCACGGCGUCGUUUCGACAUACGCAUACCAUCGCCGCUGCGUCGCUGUUCGUAUUUGCGUUGUUUGUGGUUGUGAUGUUGCUUAUGAUCGGGCCUGCGAGACGAGCGGCAAUGAUGAGGAGGGGGGUUAAGGAAGUACAGAAGAGAAUCAAGUGGGGGGGGAGCCAGGGAGGAGAGCGUCUGCGCCGAAUAUUCGGUCGUCGAGGGGGAGUGGGCUUAAAUUUACCUGGUGAGGGGAUGGGGUUGGGUCUGGGAGGGAGGAUUGGGAGGAGUGAGAGUCGGGCGAGGAUGAGGAGUCGGGAUCAGAGUUUGACGAGGGUGGAUCUGUAAACAUCUUCUUCUAAUCCAGCCUCAUUCAAUUACAUGCCUGAAAUGUCGG
Molecule: messenger RNA, 1867 nt
Organism: Saitoella complicata NRRL Y-17804
Lineage: Eukaryota; Fungi; Ascomycota; Saitoellomycetes; Saitoellales; Saitoellaceae
Exons: 5
Coding region: 1-1818 (605 amino acids)
Biological process (GO): nucleoside diphosphate catabolic process
Cellular component (GO): membrane
Molecular function (GO): nucleoside diphosphate phosphatase activity
Source: RefSeq, a predicted model, not a curated record